Messenger RNA from Macrobrachium nipponense, 3754 nucleotides. Its product is annotated as BLOC-2 complex member HPS3-like. NCBI's taxonomy places the organism in Eukaryota, Metazoa, Arthropoda, Malacostraca, Decapoda, Palaemonidae. The record is from RefSeq and is a predicted model, not a curated record. Gene Ontology annotation, cellular component: cytoplasm. Gene Ontology annotation, biological process: organelle organization.
AUGAACGUCUCCUUCCCCACUCGCAAAAUGUAAACAAAGAUGUCUUGUGACUUGACCGCAAAUCAGCCAAAGAUGCUUUAGUUCUCUCGACUCUCUUCGUCCUCCCACUUUACAACUGCGUCAGAACAAGUAUUGGGUGUUGUACUGUUGUUAAUCAGAGCUCUUCUCAACAUUAUCUCUGUAAGCGCCAACCCUCGAUGAUGAGUGCGAAAAUGGUAAGAGUGAUCUCUGUCCACCACUUCACUCGGCAAGAUGUGGCCGGACUGGAGAGAGCUGGAGGGCGUGGUGUCGCAAGGGGGAAGGGGGACAUCCUCUUGAUUGGGGGAGAGCACCGCGUAGACAUAAGAGACUUGAAGAAUGGUGCUACACUCCAGGGCAGCUUCCCGACUGUCGAUUUGGUGCAACAGUUAGUGUAUUGUGCAACAGGGAACUAUGUUUGUACCCUGGAAACCAAGCCAGCAAGACACGGAGGUGAUCAUCGCUACGUCAGAGUCUAUCUGCACUGGGAUCAAGAUAGCACAAACCAGCCCAUGAGGGCACGCAUAGCCGGCCGGGUCACGCCGAGCAGCCAGUCGGGCAUUCUCAACCUCGAGAUGAUCGAGAUACCGUUGAGGAAACCUGCAGAAUUCGUUGCCUGUUGUCAGACGACGGGCAACAUAGCCGUGGCCUGCGGAAUCACCGUAACGAUUCACAAGUUUUUCCAGAAGACCCACGACAUAUCCAAGUUGAAGUUCAUAGAUUUUGAGGAGAUCAUCGAACUGGACAUGUCAUUCAUAGUCAAAGAAGUUGCCAUUUCCGAGGACGUGGUCGGGUGCGUUUCAGAGUCUGAGGCCCACAUAUUCCAGGUGAUUUUGAAUCCCCAUCUUUUAAAGUCAACCUCUGAGGAGAAGGAAGUUAAGGUUCAGGAGAAACGAAGCAAGUCUAGGUCCAAGUCAAAGACUCGUUCUGCUUCGAGGUCACCCGGCCGUAGCACAGACUCGUGCAGCUCUGCUGGGAGAUAUAGAGGUCGAUGGUCUAGCCAGAAAGAGGAGGCUACUAGUUCUGUCAUCAGGAAUGCAGACGAUUACACCGAUCUCUCCGAGUUAACUUGGGUACCAACACUUUCCUAUGGCAGAAAACGACCGGUCGAUGACAAGCGUUUUCUAUUGUUCCCCUCUCUGGUGGGGGCCGCUCACUGCGGACCAGUAGCGGAGCCUGGAGAAGUUAUAGGCCCUGUUAGCUCCUCCCGCUGCUCAAGUGUUCGUGUGAAGUUGCUGAGCGCCAGCACGACUCCGCAGAAGAUGCCACCGAACAUUUUCGAAGCUGUGACGUUGAUUCAUCGUCGGGCUGACCACACCAACGACCCUGACAUCCCCUUUACGAAUUUACAGAUGACGGCUGUGUAUGGGUCAGAAGCAGCGAAAAAGAAUAACAGCUCAACACCUCGUAGAUCAUCACAUCCUCUCUUGCCUGCAACAGCCAUUCCAAAAGUCGGAGCCUCUGUGUUCCUCACCACUCCUCACGUCGGUCAGCUGUACCACAUUACUCUGGCUGAUGGUGGUUUUGGAACCAACGUAGUGAGAGGCGGCGUGUUCUCUUACACUGCGCCUGUUUAUACAGUAGCAUUGGAGCCGUCACUCUUGCACGCCCUUACCUUGACUGGGUUGGAAACAUACACCUUGAGACCACAUCCACAUGUUGUGGUGUCCCAUCUUCCAGAGGACCUUGAUAUGGUUGUACCACCACACUGGGAAGAGACGGUGUGUUUGGUCGGCCUGAGACCGUUCCUUAAUGUGGAGACCUUGACUUUGACUGACGGGUGUUUGGCCCUUAUUGCUGCCAAUAAUGAGGGUGGCGACAAGUCCCACACCGUCUAUUCCUUGCAUCUGCCAAGCGCUGCUAGCCUAUACAAAGAAAUGGUGCGCGUCGGGAGGAGCCACAGGUCUGCCUCUCCGUCGACUUACCUCCACCUUCUGCUGGAGGCCCAUCUGGUCCUGACAACGGCAAUUCAUUUCGAGUUGCCAACAGUCGAGGAAGCUGAGGAGGAUCUCUAUGCUUUGCUACAGGACUCUUCUGCCCUGCUUGGGGAUUACUAUGCACAAUGCACAAAUGAAGCAGAAUGGAAGCAGGCAACACAGUAUUACCAGGUGUCGAGUCUAAGCCCCGACGCGGUGAUAGAGCGUCUUGAUCCCCAGUGUCCUGGUCUUGUCUCCGUUGUUACUGACCUGCUUCUCCAUCCAAGCACUCCUGUGUUGACGUCGGCUCAGGCAAACUGUGUCUUGGAGAUGCUGGAGAAAGUGGCUCCAGAGAAAGUGUCGACAAUAAUUCUGAAGUCCAAGUGUCUGAAGGAUUACAAGAAGGAUAAGGUCUUGGCGAUUAUCAAGCAGGAACUUUCAACAACGUCCGAACCUCGCCCUGCAGAUGUCCUGGCGUUGGCCCUGGUUUUUCUUGAUCGUGGUUCACCAGAGCAGGUUGCAACCGUGCUGGCGUCAUUGCGCGCUUACCAGCUAGUGGUGGUUUUGUUGAAGCAUUCCAACCUUCUCCUCGUCACAGAAGAUGGAGCAACACGUCUUUCUCCUCUUGCUCAGGUGCUAGCUGAACACAAGAAGGAAGUGUUCACGGAGGUUUUUGUCUCACUCAUUGGAGACGGGACGCUGUCCUUGAACGCUUUCGUAGAUGCUUUCGUAGCUGUGUACCCUAUCGUUUCGUGUGGCCCAGAGUGUAACAUGCACUCUCUCUGGCUGCGAGACUUCCUGGAGAAGUUCUUUUUGGAGUAUGCGCAUAACCCUGAGAUCACAGACCACAGAGAGCGGUAUGACCGGGCAGUAACUGUCCUUGUCAGUUUGUACCUAGCAAGUCUAAUGGGAGCCUUUGGGGAUAAAUCUAAGGAAGACCCAAACUGGAGCGACCAGCGUGCAGCCCUGAAGGAGCUCUACGCCCCGCGUCCCACCUUCCUGAACCUCCUGCCUCCGUUCAACAUGGAGACGUCCCUUGAGAAGGGGAUCGACAAAGCCGAGGGUGAAGACAAGGGACAGGGGGCCGAGAGCAAGGAGGAUUUGUCAUCAACAUUGCUGCAUCUUCUUGUUUUGCAAUCACUACUGAGCUCAGAGCUGCCCUCCCUCGAAGACAGGGCCAAUGUCCUUAAGUUCGUCAAGACAAACCCCACUGCCGUAGGAGCCCAGUCCCUUCACUUACUCUGCCUGGAACCACUCCAGCAGAUGGAGUACAUGCUUGAUCACUUCCCGCUUAUUCUACUCCAGUAUGGCAAGGACGUAUAUGACACACCGAUCGAGUGGGUGGAUUUGGUGUCCGCUCUGAUCAAUCACAAAGCAGGUCUGCCCUCAAGCGACCCACCACAUCAAGUCUAUUCGGAUGUUUUGAAUGACGUGUUGAGCGAACUAGUAGCCACGUCUCCUCUGGACGUGUUCCUCCGAAUAAUUCCCAGCACCCACCACGAGGAGUUGCGGAACUCCAUUCGACAGUGCCACUCCGCUGCAUUGGCCACCUAUCUGCGUUCAUCAUUGAUAACAUACGCAAACAACUUGUUGGCGCAGAUGGCCAAGUAAUUUAUAAAACCUGUUUUUUUUUUUUUUUUUUUUUUCAGUUACAUACGAGUGACAUCCCAUGCAGGUACGAUAAUAAGAUUGUUUAUUUGGUUGCCAGAUACACAAAGGUGCCACAUUGCAUUUAUGUAAGUCAUAGCAUUCAGAAUCUCAUCCUUUUUGUUAUCACCUGAAUUACAGUGUUCUAAUAAUUCUAGUCUUACUUAGGUGUA